GUCUUUUGCAUAGCGUGCACCGCCUCUAGUUGUCACGUUCCUCAAACGCUGCGCCAGCAUUUAUGGCGAGGAAGGUAAAGAGAUACGGAAGAGCAAACGUAUCUCCACAGAGAUCUGGUCAGACUCAAUUGAUUCAAAAAUCUCCAAGAUUUAGAUCGGCCAUGAAUCAGCUCGUCGCAGAUCGACGUGCCCCAAAGUUCAGGUCGCUGCACGAGUUACAGCUCACGACCGGUCACAGUCCUUUUCGCAUAUCAACGGGUACCGGAGGUCGCCCCAUUCAACGUCACUACACGUGCGAGCUGAUGACGCGUAAUAAUCGGGAAUCCCAGGCCGUACUGCGAGUGAGACCCGAUUCUGCUCUUCUUCCCGCUGCAGCCCGAAAGAAAAAAAAAAAGAAACCCAGCCAGCCUUUGAGAAAACCGGUGAGAAAGCUUGAUUUCUCCUUCUUUUCUUGCUCUAAAACACAAAUUGAACCCAGAAAUUCUCCCCCCUGCAGGAAGCUUCCGGAUCUGCUCUGCUCUUCCCUCUGCUGUCCGCCGGCUGCUCUUGUUGUGGGUGCGAAUUUUGGGCAUUUUUGGAAUUUUCCUUCCAUUUCCGCCGACCUUCUUCCCCAACUUGUAGCUCCGGCCUUGCUUGCUGGAUUCUGGUUCUUAAUCGUUCUGUCAGUUAGCACUGAGAUCGAGUGUUCGGUUUAUGCGAGUGAGGUAAGUAAAUUUAUGGUAAUGCCCGUAUAGUUUUUAAAAGCAUGUUUUGAUUUGUCUUUAAAGUGGUGGUGGGACUAAACCCGUUUUACACAAGUAUGACUGAUUUGAAAUGAAAUUUUUAUACUUUUCAUUAAAUUGAGCAUGCCUACUUGAGAUUUAAUUGAUUGUCCUGAUGAUCUGAAAGUGAUUGGUGAAUUAUGUUUUUCUGUUAACUUCAGCCUGUUUUGUCUUCGAUGUGGUCAUGUUUCUGUAAUCCUGCUAGUGGGAGUUAAAUGCUAACACAUGUCGAUAUGUUAUUGAUGAUCCUGCUAGUGGGGGUUAAACGCUAGCACAUGUCGGCACAUGUCGAUAUGUUAUUGAUAGAACCGGUUCGCUUCUGUAAUCCUGCUAGUGGGGGUUAAACACUAGUAAUUUCUGUAGCCUGCCAGUGGGAGGUUUAUAACACUGGCCGUGACCUAUAGAGGAGACGUCUAUUUCGUUCCCGUACUGUAUCUGUUUUUUUGUGAUUGCACUUGUUGGCAUGCUAUAAGUUUAAUAAGGGGCACUCCAUAUUUUACUUACUGAGUUUAUCUCAUAGUUUUCCUUGUCCACCAUUUCAAGAAGCGAAACCGAGGACGGGGAAACCACUGGAAGUGACGAGUUAAAAGGCUAGCCAUCUCGUAAAUUGAGCAUAGAUUUAGAUAUAGAUCAUGAUCUUGUAAACUAGAGUGUAUUUGGAGAUUUAUAAUAUUAGAGCAAAUUAUAAAAUUUGAUCUUCAGA
Rubroshorea leprosula is the source of this 1464-nucleotide messenger RNA. The record is from the annotation of a GenBank genome assembly. Lineage: Eukaryota; Viridiplantae; Streptophyta; Magnoliopsida; Malvales; Dipterocarpaceae.